Ailuropoda melanoleuca (giant panda) is the source of this 5229-nucleotide messenger RNA. RefSeq names its product interleukin 10 receptor subunit alpha (gene IL10RA). The transcript has 7 exons. Lineage: Eukaryota; Metazoa; Chordata; Mammalia; Carnivora; Ursidae. Gene Ontology annotation, cellular component: plasma membrane. Gene Ontology annotation, biological process: cytokine-mediated signaling pathway. Gene Ontology annotation, molecular function: interleukin-10 receptor activity; protein binding. The record is from RefSeq and is a predicted model, not a curated record. Bases 107 to 1834 code for a protein of 575 amino acids.
CAGCCCCAGCUUUCAGAGGCAGAGCCGCGGAGCCACGGCUGGAGGCGCGCAGCCUGCUCCUUGCGCUGGCUUCGGCUUCGACCCCAGAUGAUGCGGCGCGCCCAGGAUGCUGCCGCGCCUGGUAGUGCUGCUGGUGGUGCUCCUCAGCGUGAACCUCGGCUCCUGCGCGCGCGAACUGCCCAGCCCUCCAUCUGUGUGGUUUGAAGCAGAAUUUUUCUCCCACGUCCUCCGCUGGACUCCCAUCCCCAAACCAUCAAACAGCACCUGCUAUGAAGUAGAGCUUCUGAGGUAUGGGAUAGAACCCUGGAAGUCCAUCCCCAGCUGCAGCCAGACCCCGGUGUCGUUCUGUGAUCUCACUAUGGUGACCCUGGACCUGUACCACAACAAUGGCUACCGAGCCAAAGUCCGCACGGUGGAUGGAAACCAGUACUCCAACUGGACCUUCACCAACACCCGCUUCUCCGUGGAUGAAGUGACUCUGACGGUUGGCGGCGUGAAGCUAGAGGUGCACAAUGGCAUCAUCCUCGGGAAGAUCCAGCCCCCCAGGCCCAAGCUAGCCCCUAUGGGCGACACUUACGAAAGCAUCUUCCAACACUUCCGCGAGUAUGAGAUUCAGAUCCGCAAGGUGCCGGGGAACUAUACGUUCACAAAGGAGAAGGUGAAGCAUGAAAACUUCAGCCUCUUACCCCCUGGAGAACUGGGAGAGUUCUGUGUCAAGGUGAAGCCGUCUGUGAGCUCCCGCAUGAACAAGGGGGUAUGGUCCAAGGAGGAAUGCAUCGUGCUCACCCGGCAGUAUUUCACCGCGACCAACCUCAGCAUCUUCUUCAUCUUCGUCCUGCUGCUGUGCGGAGCCCUGGCCUACUGCCUGGCCCUCCACCUGUACGUGAGGCGCCGCAAGAAGCUGCCCUCCGUCCUGGUCUUCGAGAAGCCUCAGCCCUCCAGUUUUGUCAGCCAGCUUCCCUGCCCCGAGCCCCAGGAUGCCAUCCACCUCCUGGACGAGGAGGCCUUCCCCAAAGUGUCCCCAGAGCUGAAGAACUCAGAACUACACGGCAGCACGGACAGUGGCUUUGGCAGUGCCAAGCCAUCCCUGCAGAAUGAAGAGCCCCAGUUCCUCCUCCCUGCCCCCCACCCACAGGCUGGGGGGACCGUGGGCAAGGGGGCACCCCUGGAGCUGGAGAGCAGCUGCAGUGGUGGCAGCAGCACAGACAGCGGGAUCUGCUUGCAGGAACCCAGGCUGAGUCCUGGCACUGGCCCCAGCUGGAAGCAGCAGGUGGGGAACAGCAGCCAGGACCAGGACGACAGUGGCAUUGGCCUCGUCCAGAACUCUGAAGGGCAGCCUGGGGACGGGCAGGGUGGCUCCGCCUUGGGCCAUGUCAAUCCUCCCGGGCCUGAGGCAUCUGGGGAAGAAGACCCAGACUCAGUGGCAUUCCGGGGCUACCUGAAGCAGACCAGAUGCACAGAGGAGAAAGCAGCUAAGACAGGCUGCCUGGAGGAAGAGUCCUCCUCGACAGAUAGCCUUGGCCCCAAGUUCAGGACAUGCCUAGAUGCCGAGGCAGGCUGGCCUCCACCAGUGCCAGCCAAGGGCUAUUUGAAACAGGACCCAGGAAUGACUGUCACUCCCUCAGGUACCUCAACUGGACAGUGGGACCAGCCAAUGGAGGAAUGGUCGCUCCUGGGCUUGACCAGCUGUGGUGACCUAGGAGAAUCUGACUGGAGCUUGGCCCAUGAUCUUGCCUCUCUGGACUGUUUGGCAGCCCCAGGCAGUCUCCUGGGCAGCUUUGACUCAAACCUGGUCACCCUGCCACUAAUCUCCAGCCUCCACUCGAAUGAGUGACUGAGGCUAAGGGGCUGCUUUUGAUUUCAGCCACAAGGGCCCCCUGGAGUCAGAAGUGAUGCGUAGAGGCCAGUGUGGGCACUCUUCUGCAAGCCCAGUGGGGCCAGCCCUCGUCAGGCCCAGCAGGGCUGGCUAAGGGGCCCAGGGCAGAGCGAGAUGCUCUUGCUCAACUAUCGCAGACGCAUGGGUGGCGUCGGCCUGCGCUGCAGGAGGGUUCCAGACUCUGGCAGAGCCAGGAAGGGCAGGGCAGACAUCUCCCUCCUUGGGGCUCUUCCUGUACUGUAAAAGAUUAUUUGCUCAGGGGAAUCACAGGGUUUUCUGGAAUUGUGGGGAGGCCCAAGCUGAAGUCAUUCAGACCCAGGCCUCCCCCUUAGACCAGCUAAGUGCCAGGGCCUCCAGCCGGAUGGAGGCUUGGGAGGGUGGGGGCUUCCCUGCCAAGGUCAUUUCUUGGAGAACAAAAGAGGGAGCAGAGACCAAGUUUGAUCUCUGGAUGGUCAGAGCUGGUCAGCCUGGGAUGGUCACAUGGAGAAGCUUCCUAGCUGGCAGUCCUCCCAGGCAGGGAGCUUGUCACGAAAGAUCUUAAGAUGUAUCUGUCCUGGUCAGUCAGUCAGUCAGCCAACCAUUGUUAUGGAGCCACGGGGGGUUGAAGCCCCUUCCACGAAAAGCAGACUGACUUUUACUGACUACUCUUACUACCUCUACCCUGUUGCCCCCACCACCUUACUGAUGGUACCAGAGUAACCAGGUUUCUUUGUACUGGGCAAAACUCAACCCUUCAGAUGGUCUCUGGGCUUGGGCACGAGCUCACCUGCCCCAGAGGGUCAGGGUCGGGACCUAUACUUGUGUUCACUGCUAGCAUCCAGCUACAGACCCACAGGACACGGCCCUGGGCUCAGACCUCUGCGUGCUCAGGUCCGGCUGUCUGAGUUGGCCUAGCCACUUAUUCUCAGUGGCCCGCUUAUCCUCUGAUAACAUGGCUGGAGUAAUGACUCAAUCUCCACUCGGCCGUCCAUGCUGGAUGUUAACCAAGCUGGUGUCAGAGGUGACGUCUCCAGCCUGGUGUGACCCUGAGCAGGGAGGAAGUGGACUGCAGAACCCAUGUCUGCACAGAGCCAGCUUCUUUCUCAUGCUGGGGAUUAACAGAUGGAGCAGAAGUCCGUGUGUCAUGCUAAGAGGACUACCCGACCCUGGGCCCAGGAAGGGGACAGGUGUGGGCCCUGCCUCCCUACAGUCCAUUUGGAUUCUAUCUUCAAAGCCAGUUUACAGCCCUCGGGCAAGGAAGCUGGGGGGAGUGACAGGCCUGGGGUCUGUCCCCUUCCAGGGUCACCACUUGGCCUUGCAGUCUUCUGUGGCAUUCUGAGAAGAGACACUCCCGCUCAGGGAAUCCACCCAGAACCACCCCCAACUCCCCCACCACGUCCUCCCAGAGGCUCUGAUGUGCCAGUGUGAUAACUGAACUCCCUCGCGACACUCAGGGUUCCCCUGGAAGGGUUAUUUAUUCUGUUCCCCUAUUUAUUGAAGCAGCAGCACAGCACAGUGCAAGGGUCCCGGGUCUUUCAAGAACCUGGAGGUUCUUGUUCUGAUCCCACCGUUUUAGCGUCUCAUCUGUACACCGGAGGGUCUCAGUUUCUUCGUCUGUAAAACCACGCCUGACGCGUUCACAGACGGAUGUGAGGCCCCCUCGAGGCAGUGGACCCGAAUGUGCCCUGCAUGCAAGGCUCUGUAAAUCAGCGACGUAUGCUUUUUACUUCAAUAAACCAUCAGGACCUCAGGAAUCAUGUGAAACCUGUCAAAUUUCUGACGACAGGGUGGCUGGUGGAAGCCUCAAGUUGUUGAUAAUCGAGGUUGAUAACGAGUAAGAUGUGUGAUGUCGCUUUAGCAGCAACGAAGACUUGGGCUCCAGUCAGACACAGGAGUCCUCACACUGACAUGAAGUAUGGAAUGGAAUGGAAUGGAAUGGAGGGUUCUUUCUGAAAGCUGAAAAGGGAACGUAUAACACAGUGUUUGGAGUGUGGCGUCUGGCCAGUUGGAAGAGAGACCAGACCUCCCUGGAGCCCUGCCACCUGCUCCCCUCGAUGUGGAGGCGCGUCCCAGGGGUGCUUCUCAUAAGUGCGGAAGCCAUCGGCAACCGAUUCUGAGAGCAGCCUGCCCCUUCCACGAAAAGCCACACGUGGGUUUGAGUCUCUCCCCAAGCUCAGCUGUGCGGAUGGGGCAAAUUCAGGGCCCAGGCCAGUCACCAGGGCACGUUCCUCUUUGUCCCAUCCUGGAUCCUUGAGGAGGUGGAUGGGGACACCUUAUCCCCUUUCCUCUGUGUCAUCUCCAACGAUGCUUCUCCCAGUUUCACUCUGGGGAAACAAAUCAGUUCUGGGGAAGCCCGAACCUAUCAUCUUCAGAGAACUUGACUAAUAUCAUGCCAUUUGGUACCGCUCAGACUUUUGCCCUGGAGGCCUCCCUGUCCUAUUGGUAAGAGGUAUGGGGUCUCCUGGAAAUGGGUGUUAGAGAUGGCCUCUGCCCCCAGGAAAAAGCCCUUAAGGCACGUUGGAUGGAGAGCAGCAGACAGGUGAAUACAAAGAUGGAGAGAAUAAGCGGAAUCAGCACCCUAGGCGAGUGGGGCCAGAAGAGACCAAACGCGGAGCAGCUGGGAGAACGGAGUCCGAGGACAUGGGCUGUGCUGCAGCCCUCGCCAGCUUUCCUUGGGAGGCAUGAACAGGAGUUUGCGCUGGUCAGCCCAGCCCAGGCCCGGCUUGUGGGGGAACGGAGUCCUUCCUGCAGCUGGUGCUGAGACGCUCACGGGCUUCUUGGGAAUUGGAUUCAAGUCCCCCACAGAAGGUCUUUUGUUCUUAAACUGAGUAAUCUCCCUCGAGGGCUUUUCCAGGCUGAGGAAUGUGUGAUUCUGCGUUUCUAUGAGCUAACGGAACUUCCUCUUAGUAAGGAGAGAGGGGAAAUGGACCAACGUAGACUGAAGAGGAAAUUUCUGGUGAACUGUGUUUUCCCGGCUUUCUAAAUAGCUGUAUCAAAGAAUCUGCCUUGUCUUCCCCGAAGAUCUCUACCCCCUCCCCACCCCACCUGCAAGGCACACAACAACUAUCCCAGAAUACGUGUGGUCGCUGCAGGUGGUCACAGCCCCACGGCACACCGUGCCCUGCUGGGUAGGAGCUGUCGGAGCGCCACGUGGGGACAGGAGACGGGCACCGCAGGCCGUGCCCACCUGGGCAGCACGCUGGUGGCCACGAGAGGCAGGUUCAGGCAGCGAGGGCUGACUUUAUGUAGCCCCGACCUAGAGGACACCAGAUAGCGGGAGGGAUGACUCAUCCAUUUCCUGUAGUGCUCACAGGUUUCAGGGUUACUUUUAAAGCACAGCCACAAUUUGAAAUUAAACGUGUUUUUAUUAAUGA